This is a messenger RNA of Anopheles coustani, 3590 nucleotides long. RefSeq lists its product as uncharacterized. Gene Ontology annotation, biological process: transmembrane transport; monocarboxylic acid transport. The coding region runs from base 899 to 2800 and encodes 633 amino acids. The record is from RefSeq and is a predicted model, not a curated record. Lineage: Eukaryota; Metazoa; Arthropoda; Insecta; Diptera; Culicidae. Gene Ontology annotation, molecular function: monocarboxylic acid transmembrane transporter activity. The transcript is spliced from 7 exons.
CCGUUUUGACAGUCCGUUCCCAGCGAGGCUCCGAUCAUGUGGACCAGGAACUUGAAGGCUCGGGCCGCAACAUGGCAUGGUUUUUAAGAAGAGGAGAGAAAACAUAUGUGUCGGCAGCAUCGGUCGUGCGCGCCGGUGUGCGUGCGCAAAGAUGAUGCUUCAUGCUCAACGAGCGGUGUGUGCGUGCGUUCGUUCUAGAUAUAAGCGUUCACCGUAAACGAUCCGCCAGUGUGCCUUAAGCGGCGCGUGUGCGCAUGUGGAAGCAUUUGCAGAAGUCGGCUAAAAGUAAAAGAAUGGCUCAUCGGGUACGGACCGGAUGGAAAACGGCCAGUGAAACCAGUGCGAAGCAAGUGUAGCGUCGAGCGUAGCAAUGCCGACUGGAAAACGACCUGUACGGACGUGAAUCAGCCAUACGAGGCUAGUGUUACCGUGUGUGCACGCAUUGACGAGUGAAAGCAAAUGCAAAACAGGCAGUGUUGAAAACUACGAAAAUGAUCGGAAAAUUUAUCGCACCGGCUGCGUGGACCGAAAAGUAGAGAAGAACGCUAAGAAAAAAAGAAAGUGUCGAACAAAAAAAAAAGGGUCUGCAGAAUCCUGCCAUCGUUCAACCGCAACAAUCCACAUAUUUUGCAGCAACAUAUCAACCGAGCUUUUAGGUGGAGCAUAGAAUUAUUAGUCCUAUAGUUUUAAUCAGCAUCGCAUCGAUUCGUACGAAUAGGUUUUACAACACCGAAUGAUCAAAAGAAGUAAAAGGAUUUACCAAGGAAACGAAACGAUUGUCUCGAACGAAUACGAGAGUACAAACCCAUCAGUCAACUCCUAGCGGGCACAAGGAAUAUUACGGCCAUCGGGUUAGCCGAUGGGCUGAUCGUCGCCUGCAAACGAACGCAGCGCAGCUAUGGACACUAUCAAGGCCGCGAAAAAGGUGGCCCCGGACGGAGGCUGGGGCUGGAUGGCCACGUUUGGAGUUAGUUUGGUGAAUUUGGCCACGCGUUCGAUCGAACCGUCGUUUGGGCUGCUGUUCGGUGACCUGCUGAACGAUCUGCAGGUCGGCACAACCGGUGCCGCCAUCAUAAUCAGCACGCUCGACGUGAUGAUGAACCUGUCCGGUUUGUUCGUCGGGCCGCUGCUGAAGGAGUUCUCCUACCGCAAGGUGGCCAUCGCCGGCUCGCUACUGUGCGGGCUCGGGCUUGCCCUGACGUCGCCGGCAACGAGCAUGCCGCACAUACUGGCCACGUACAGUGUUAUCAACGGCAUCGGCGUGGGACUGGCGACGUCGGCCGCCUUCGUGGCACUCAAUCACUACUUCGCGAAGAAGCGUGGUCAGGCGGUGGGCCUCUCGAUGGCCGGCACAGCCCUUGGAAUGCUCAUCAUGCCACAGCUGGUACGAAUGCUGCUCGAGCUGUACGACUUCCGGGGCGCGGUGCUGGUACUGAGCGGUCUCGCCAUGCACGCCACGGUCGGUGCAAUGCUACUGCAGCCGAUCAAGUGGCAUCUGAAGGAGGAGGAGGUCGACAUCGAGCUCGUCGAGACGGCGCCCCCGAUGGGCAUUAUCCUCGAGCAGGAGGACGACGAUAACGAUUCGCUGCCGGAGAUCCGUUCGCUUCUGUUUCCCCGGCGCGUCGGUAGCGAGCGCAAGCAGUCGGACGGUGGAACGCUCGCCGCGUCCACGAACACCCCAAUCACGCCGUCGCCACUGGCCAUUAGCAGUGGUGGCGCUGGUGCGACGCCAGCCAGCGGUGGCAUAUCGCCGAGCAUUACCGGAGGGCUGCCGAAACGGCCCACCUUUCCCCGCAUCACCUCGUCCGUGAGCGUCCAGAAUGGGGGCAGCACGCCCGGCACGGGAAUGCGCACCCGGCCGUCCUUUCCGCGCAUCGCGUCAACGGCGAGCAUGAGCGUGGCGUUGCGCAAGCGACGCGCUUCCGUCGUGUCGCAGCUGUCGACAAUGGACUUUGCGGGUAGCGGCAGUUGCUUGCACAUCCACGUGGACACCGGCGACACCGACGCGGAGGACGUCGAUUAUCAGAUCAUCCGGCGCGUGAACACGCACGCCGGCAUGUCUGGGCUGGCGUCGGCCGCGCGCCUCCCGCCCCGCAGCCCGAAGCGCAUCGACACGGUCAAGUCGGAGCUCGGACUGGAGAUGGUGAAGCCGAAGGUGUCGUUCCUGCAGCGCUUCACCGCCCUGAUGGACGUCGGGCUGCUGCGCGACGGCAUCUACCUGAACAUCCUGUUCGGCCUGUCGAUAUUCUACGUGGCCGAGAUGAACUUCAAGAUGGUGACGCCGUUCUUUAUGGCCAGCCUCGGCUUCGACAAGACCGACACGGCGUUCGUACUGUCGGUGUCGGCGCUGACCGACAUCGCGGCGCGCAUAAUCGUCCCACCGAUCGGCGACCGGCUGAAGCUACGAAAGCGCUACAUCUUCAUGGUUUCGCUCAUCUUCGUGGCGAUCUCGCGUUCGAUUGUCGCCCACCAGCGCACGUACAGCGAGGUCAUGAUCUGGCUGUCGGUGACCGGCUUCUUCCGCGGCAUCGCACUCGCCAACUUCACGCUGUGCGUGUCCGAAUACUCUUCGCUGAAGAAGCUACCGGCCGCGUUCGGCUGGCACAUGGUCGGCAAGGCGUUGUUCGUCGUCGCCUUUGGGCCGUUGAUCGGCGCGAUCCGCGACUGGACCGACAGCUACGCGAUCUGCAUCCACUCGCAGUCGUUCUGCAUCUUCCUGUGCAUUCUGGCGUGGUCCAUCGAGCUGCUGGUGAAGCGGUGCCGCUCGCGAAAAAUCGUUGCCGCAAAUCCGGCAGUGUAGUGGCCGGUUUUUUUUAAGAGAUUUAGAAGAUGUAGUAUUAGAUAACGGCGUAGUUUAGCUCAGGUGUUGCUCGUAUCUUAAAUCACUUAAAGACUGCGAUACUAGUAUUUAGAGGGCGUAGCAAUAUUCUAACAUCCGUUGCCGUACGGCGGAACAUUCGCGUGUUCAAAAUUUACACCGAUUAGGCCAACAUCUCGGGCUAACGUUAACGGUGCACACUUUGCACCUGUUUUAUCUUUAUUAGUAUUUGUGUUUGUUUUCCCGUUUCGUGCGACACUGCACUAUUCCUUGUCGAGAAGUUUUUGUUUGUUCUCUUUUAACCCCCUUUCGAUAUGUGCAGAACAUAAAACAUAUCAUACAAUUUCCACAUGCUCGUCGCAGCGGUCCCCUACAACCGAAACGCGACAGAAAGAUACCAACCAAGCUGCCGUCAGCUUUCGAAACAGUAUUAGUCGGCAAACGUACUAAAAUCAUCACGAUGGUUUCCGAUUUCAAUUAUCAAGCAACGGAAACGCUACAGUCCACACACUGUCCGCGAGGCGAAGAUAGAUCAAAAGAUAAUGUUAUCGUUGAAAGUAGGUAUGAUUAUAUGGGAAUUGAAUCGUAAUAGCCACUGUUAGCAAAAUACACCCACGUAACACUAACACCGAAGCACACUUGACAGACAUUACAAUAUACGAACGAGGAUACCAUAUCUUUGAACAGCGACUAUUGAUAAAAUGUAAUAAUAAUGAGGCACUGAGCUUCCACGAACGAGUUUUCGUGGCUCGAAUAUAAGAUGAUAUGAAAC